Messenger RNA from Populus euphratica (Euphrates poplar), 1078 nucleotides. RefSeq lists its product as uncharacterized. Bases 42 to 671 code for a protein of 209 amino acids. The record is from RefSeq and is a predicted model, not a curated record. Lineage: Eukaryota; Viridiplantae; Streptophyta; Magnoliopsida; Malpighiales; Salicaceae. The transcript has 3 exons.
UGUCCGAGCUUGUCGUAAAUCUUCAGCUCUUACACUGAGUCAUGGCAUCUAUGAUUCAUUACAAUUUAGGUGCUGGCAUUAGUCUUACAAAAACCCUGAAUAGCAAAUUUUCUGCAGUCCAGCCAAAUAAUAUUGCUAAUGCAAGGCAUUUGAGCAACCUAGCAGUCACCAGUAAUGUCCAUUCUCCUAUCCCCAAGUUCACAUUUCCUCAACAAUCAUUAGCAACAAAAAGGCAACUAAAUGUUGCAGCAAAGAGCAAACAGGAUCAAUGGAAACUGCAGUGCAGUGACUGUACACCUGGUUUCACAUCGGAUUUCUUUGAUGAUAUUGGCAUCCUGAUCCACAGGUUCUUCUAUGCCAUCAAUUCGAGAAACGACGAACAAUUACUGGAGGAUGUUCUCUCGUAUGACUGCGUGUUUAAGGACUUAAUUUUUCAGAUUGCUUUCGAUGGAGAACAGAGUAUCAUACAAUUUCUUCGGAAGGUAAUGAAGGCAAUGGGGCCUCAUAUUCGUUUCAAGAUUGAAAGGGUGCAACCUAGGAAUGAAUUGCAGGCUGCAACUGCUUUCUUGCAUCUAGAGUGGAAUAAUCAAGUUAUACCCUUCACCAGAUUUUGCACUGACUUUGAAUGCGAGUUUGGCCAAAAACCCUUGAUCAGGUGCGCAAUAAUUUGAUUGAAAUAUUUUUUUUUUACUCCAUGUUUUAGUAUAAUGGUAAUCUGUAUCAAUUAAUCUGGAAGGAAGGGCUCUUAUUGUUUGAAUUGAAUUUCUCGAUGGUCUCAAGGAACAGCUGAUCGAUUUAUAAACUGAUCAGAACUAGUAAUCUUGAAGGAGAUUUCACUUCAUAAGCACGGAUAUAAUUUUAAGAUGGGUCGGAAAGAAUGCCGAGAAAUGGACGAGAUCCAUUUGUUCUCCAAUGGCCAAGAUAAAAUGGGCCGUCCAAGCAAACAUAAGAGAGCAAAUGAAAUAGUCCCAUCAUCUCUACUUGCAUGUUUUUUUUUCCCUCUCUAAAUUCUAAGUUCAAAAAAAAAAAACUCAGGUGAUUAAGAACUUUUACGCGUUAAUUAAAGAUUUUCAACUGA